This is a messenger RNA of Dothidotthia symphoricarpi CBS 119687, 1513 nucleotides long. RefSeq lists its product as uncharacterized. NCBI's taxonomy places the organism in Eukaryota, Fungi, Ascomycota, Dothideomycetes, Pleosporales, Dothidotthiaceae. The transcript is spliced from 2 exons. Gene Ontology annotation, molecular function: SUMO ligase activity; zinc ion binding. Gene Ontology annotation, cellular component: nucleus; Smc5-Smc6 complex. The coding region runs from base 259 to 1416 and encodes 385 amino acids. The record is from RefSeq and is a predicted model, not a curated record. Gene Ontology annotation, biological process: protein sumoylation; double-strand break repair via homologous recombination.
GCGUACCUUGAAAUGUCGUCCCGAUAUCGUCAAUCAACGGCGAGAUCAAUACCAAGCAGGCCAUCCGUCGCGCCUACGCCCACACCCACGCCCGGCCGAAACAAUGCAGACGAGCUCCCACCGUACAAGAAACCCUCGCACCCGCUCGAUGAUACUGCGAAAACAGCCAUAGCAACUCUCCAAGGCCGGACAGACCUGAAAAAGCAUAGCAACAGUGCCAUUGGUGCGAUCAGCAGCGCUGCAGAGAAUAUCAAUGACAUGUUACACGGACAUACAGCGUAUAUCGAACGGCGCCAAAAGAAAUGGGAUGCGGGGAGGAAUCUCGAUACCAAGGACGAGGAGGAGCGUGAGAUGCGCGAGCUGCAGCAGAAAGUCAAGGAUGCUACAGAUGAACUUGAGCAGAGCAUGCGGGCGGUCAUCGAUUCGGGCGUCGCUGCACAGAGGAUUGAGGACGCGCUCGAGUGGUUGAGGCAGAACGCGCCGGCGCAGUUAGAGCAGGAGUACGAGACACAGAUGACACAGCGUGCGACACAGCGGCAGUCGCAAACCCAGAGGCUGGACGCAGACGGGGAUGUGGCCAUGGAUGAAGACGAGGAACCCACACCCGGUCCAACACCUGGUCCUACGCCUCUCGACGGCUCACGUGUAGCGCUCACAGGCGUCAGCCAGAUGUACGCAGAUCGCAUGCAGCGCAAGAAAGACGACUACACAUCCCUCUCCCUCACAGCGCGCUACGCAAGGAACAAUGACUACCGUGCGUUCAAGGGCCUUGUACACGAUGCGAUGUACGGUGACAGCGGCCCUGCGCUCGGACACGAAGACACAUGGUUUACUGAGACAGGGUCGCCAGCCCCAGGCGUCACCAACACACAGCGUGGCGCCUUUGAAGACGACGACGAUAUCAUUGUAGACAAGGUGAAGAUGAGCACAACAUGUCCCAUCACGUUUCAACAGUACAAAGACCCUAUCACAAGCAUGAAGUGUCCGCAUACUUUCGAGAAGAAUGCUAUCUUGGAUAUGAUAAGGAACAGUAGUAAUCGGGUUGGCGGAGGUGGACAAAGAGGGAUGGGCGAGAAGGCGAUCGAGUGUCCUUGCACGGGGUGCUCGCAGAUGCUCACCGCGUCCGAUGUACGCACCGAUCCCAUCGUCGCCCGCAAAAUCCGGCGUCUGCAACAGGCAGAUGCGGAAGAAGCGGCGGAGAGCGACGACGACGACGACGAUGAUGAUGAUGAGAUCGCAGUUCCGAGACACGGUCCUGUCCAGCUAGAUGGAAGUAGCGAUGACAAGUUCAAGGUGCCCUCCAGAAUGCAGGCCCCUGCUUCACAACAACCACCGCAGAGCUCAAUCAUCGAGGACUUGGGGGAUCCGAGUGAUGAAGAUGAAGAUGAAGACGAAGAUGAAGACGAGGACGAGUAAAUGGGAGAGCUAUGAGGUUGACAUGUUGCAACGCUUAGCUCAACUCGGCGCAGGUAAUCUGUACUCGAAAGAAUCAACCUAUGGCAAUCAAACCCAG